This is a messenger RNA of Aspergillus sclerotioniger CBS 115572, 1035 nucleotides long. RefSeq names its product tubulin-binding prefolding complex subunit PAC10. The record is from RefSeq and is a predicted model, not a curated record. Gene Ontology annotation, biological process: microtubule-based process; tubulin complex assembly; protein folding. The transcript has 4 exons. Gene Ontology annotation, molecular function: tubulin binding. Lineage: Eukaryota; Fungi; Ascomycota; Eurotiomycetes; Eurotiales; Aspergillaceae. Bases 112 to 705 code for a protein of 197 amino acids. Gene Ontology annotation, cellular component: cytoplasm; prefoldin complex.
CGCAAUGCCAUUCUCGAUAACAUCACUCGUCCCCGCCGCCGCUCGAUCUUCUUGCGCCUUUCUCUCCCCCUCGACUCUCAUACCUAUAUCGCUUGUCUGCCGCCGAUCACCAUGGCAGACAAGAAACCCUCCUCAGUAGCAGCCCCAACCAACCCGCGCGGCAUUCCCGCCGCCCCCUUCGUCGACAAUGUCGCCGACUACGUUUCCUCCCGGGAAGAAGUCGAGCCCACACUCCGCUCCUUCCAGGAGAUGAUCUCCAAGUAUCAGUUCAUGGAGGUGAACACGCAGCGUCGCGGCGCGGGUCUUCGCGAUAAGAUCCCCGAUAUCAAGAAGACGUUGGAGAUGGUCCGGUUUCUGAAUAUGAGGAGAGAGAACAACUCCGACCCCCUCGAAACCAACUUCGAAUUGAACGAUACGCUGUAUGCGCGCGCGAGCGUCUCCCCGGCCGACACAGAAGAAGUGUAUCUCUGGUUGGGAGCGAACGUGAUGCUGGCAUACCCGAUUGAGGAGGCUGAGACAAUGUUGCAGGAUAAGCUGUCUGCGGCGGAGAAGAGUCUUUCGAAUUGUGAGGAGGAUUUGGAGUUUUUGAGGGAACAGAUUACGACGCUCGAGGUCGCUACGGCUCGCGUUUACAACUGGGAUGUUGUGCAGAGACGGAAAGAAAAGGCAGAGGGCAAGGGAGAGGAGGAGGACAAGUCCGCAUAGCUACGUUAAUAUUAUCAUUGUUUAUCUUUCUUUCUUUUUUUUUGAUCUCCGACUACCCACCCUUUUGUAUGUUAUUACUGGUCAAAAGCAGGCAAGGAAAUAAAAGUCUAUGAUACCAAUUGUGGGAUGAGUGGAUUUUGUCUGCGGUCUACUGUUGUCUUCGGUCAUGAUUCAUCAAGAGCUUUGUUGUCAUGAGCGCCGAGAUGAAUCAACGCCUUGAACAAAAAGAGUGUCACGAUAGAAUCAGCAUGAGGGAAUGCAUAAGGAGACCCCAGCAAGAUGUGCGAAAGCCACAUGAAGACCUUGAGGGCUUCUAUAUCUAAAAGGAAC